AUGUUUUACUUCUCAUCUUUCCUGCUGUUAGGACCGAUUGGUGGGGCUUUGGCCGCCAUCGGUCCUGUCACUGACUUGCAUAUCGUGAACUCGUUCAUUCAACCUGACGGCUUCAACCGCUCUGGUGUCCUUGCUGAGGGCGUCUUUCCUGGACCACUCAUCACGGGUAACAAAGGCGACAAUUUCCAGAUCAAUGUGAUUGAUGAGCUCACUAACGGAACGAUGCUCUUGAGCACUUCGAUUCAUUGGCACGGCCUUUUUCAGAAAACAACCAACUGGGCAGACGGAGCAUUUGUGAAUCAAUGUCCUAUCGCCGCGAAUGAUUCCUUCCUGUACAAUUUCAAUGUUCCGGACCAAGCUGGGCCACUCAAUAUUGCGAUGGAUUGCGUGGACCCUUGGUGGUGUAUGACCCCCAAGAUCCAUACGUUGACCUAUACGACGUUGAUGAUGAUUCAACUGUCAUCACACUCGCUGACUGACGUUCCCGCCCCUCAAGCUGGCGCUGUUCCGACCUCGGACGCUACUCUCAUCAAUGGCCUAGGACGAUCCGUCAACGGUCCAGCCGAUGCACCCUUUGCUGUAGUCAACGUCGUGCAGGGUAGUCGCUAUCGUUUUCGUUUGGUGUCGAUAUCUUGUGAUCCGAACUUCUUGUUUUCGAUUGACGGGCACACCUUUACUGUCAUUGAAGCUGAUGGUGUUAAUCAUGAACCCAUUGUCGCUGAUUCCAUCCAGAUUUUCGCUGCUCAACGAUACUCGUUCAUUCUCACUGCAAAUCAAACUGCUGAUAAUUAUUGGAUUCGUGCCAAUCCUAACAACGGACAUACCGGCUUCGCUGGGGGUAUAAACAGCGCGAUUCUGCGUUAUUCUGGCGCCCCUGUUGCUGAUCCGGUCACUACCCAGACUUCUGCCAACCUUUUACAGGAAACAAGCCUUGUGCCGCGUGAAAAUCCCGGUGCUCCUGGAAAUGCAACUGCCAACGGCGUAAAUGUUGACUUGAAUCUGGUCUUAUCAUUUGUUGGAGGACGGUUCGAGAUUAACGGGGUAUCCUUUGUACCCCCUACAGUCUCUGUCUUACUUCAAAUUCUCAGCGGAGCCACUACAGCAGCCGAACUUCUACCCAGUGGCUCUGUUUACACAUUGCCCUUGAAUUCGGUCAUCCAGUUGAGCUUUAAUACGGUUGCAGUUGCAGCCGUUGGAGGUCCUCAUCCGUUCCAUCUUCACGGGCACACAUUUGACGUGGUCCGAAGUGCCGGAAGUACCGAGUAUAACUAUAUCAACCCUCCGCGCAGGGAUGUCGUCUCUACUGGUGCAGCUACUGACAAUGUAACCAUUCGUUUUACUACUGAUAAUGCUGGACCAUGGUUCCUUCACUGUCACAUAGACUGGCAUCUGGAAGCUGGUUUUGCCAUUGUUUUUGCUGAGGAUGCCCCGGACGUCGCCGCCGUUAAUCCCGUCCCCGACGCUUGGAAUCAACUUUGCCCAACUUAUGAUGCUUUGACCCCUGCACAACUUGGUGGAAAUUAA
This is a messenger RNA of Lentinula edodes (shiitake mushroom), 1524 nucleotides long. RefSeq names its product laccase 1. Gene Ontology annotation, molecular function: copper ion binding; oxidoreductase activity. The coding region runs from base 1 to 1524 and encodes 507 amino acids. The record is from RefSeq and is a predicted model, not a curated record. Lineage: Eukaryota; Fungi; Basidiomycota; Agaricomycetes; Agaricales; Omphalotaceae. The transcript is spliced from 24 exons.